AUCAGAACGACAUGGAAGAAGGAGAAGGCAGGGAUCAUGACGGCUGAGACGCACCUUUGACUGGCAACAAGGAAGACGAAGAGUACUCUGUUUUCACUCUGCAACUAUAAGCAUACCCAUAAGGUUUUGCAGUUUUAUGUGAUAAUGGAUUCUGAAGGAUUGGAGAAGCAGGUUGAAGAGUUGAAAUUGAAGGAGAAUGAUCCACAUGCACAUGUACAGGGUCAGUUGCAGCUUACAUGCUUUUCUGAACUUGUCAACGAUGUUAGCAUCCAUUUUCAGAUCAUACGCUUUCCCAAGCAGAUAUAUGUAUGGAUUGGCUACAACUCUGCAAAAUUGGGACACAUGUAUGCAGCUGCUCCUACUCGUCCUAACAAUAUGGUAUCCAUUACUUCCAUACUUGGAGGGGCUUCUGAUAAUACUGGGUCUGGCAUUGGUCAUCGAUUAGUGUUGAAGACUGGUCUCAAUAUAAUUUUGGCUUGCAAUAUUCCAAAAAAUAGCCCCAUGCUUGAGAUAGAAGUUGAGAAAAUAUUGGUACAGAAACUCAUUAGUCUGGGAUAUACCAAGUCAAGAUUGGCAGCAACAUCUUUGUAGCAUAGGCUGGGGAGAUUUUUAAUACAUACCAGACAUUCAUUAUCCCAAUGUUGUCACCCAAUUUAGAAGCCAUGGUGGCUAUUAUAGACUUAAGUUUUGUGACUGGACACAACAAAUGUUCCAAAUUUUAACAACUUAGAAAUACUCUUGUGUGCUGGUUUUUUUUAUUAUUAUAAUUUAAUAUGUUGUUGCUUUAUAGAACCUUUCGCUGGUAAUGAUAAUGAUGCUGCUUUGAACUU
Molecule: messenger RNA, 830 nt
Organism: Gastrolobium bilobum
Lineage: Eukaryota; Viridiplantae; Streptophyta; Magnoliopsida; Fabales; Fabaceae
Exons: 6
Coding region: 145-591 (148 amino acids)
Biological process (GO): proteasome assembly
Source: RefSeq, a predicted model, not a curated record